AUGUCUUUUCACAAUUUGUUCAUUUCGGCAAUGCUGUACAAAGCUCGUCAGACAAAUACUUCGAAUAUACUAAAAAUUAUUUUCAAUUUUGCUCAAAUUGUGCGCUCGGAAGCAAAUUUAGGUCUUUAUAUGACAUCAAAAAAAGCUACGUACACUCAAUGUGAUGCUCUUCUGAGAACUAUAAUAGUCGGAAAUAUUAUAACGAGAUUAUCAUUAUCAGCGUUCUUGAUAUGGCGUUUAAGACAAAUACGUAAUGUACAUAAUUUUGGGUCAGAUAAAUGGAUAAGUAUUAUAUUAUUUUCAAUUAAAAUUGCGCUUUCGAUUCCAUAUUUUAUUUUUCAACGGGCAUCUACCGAAUACGUUCCUGAUGUUGAUUUAGUUGGUUGUUUUGUUGACUCUUUUACUCCUAUACCUUAUGGCGCUUGUGGAAUUGCCGUGGAAUUUCUUAUCGAUAUAUUUUUAUCCUUUCGCUUAGUUCAAAUAUUAUUCAACGCUAAUAAGAACGCUGCUCAAGUUUCAACAAAUAUUAAAAGCAAACGAUCCUGUUUUGGACAUGAUAUACGUUCUGCCUGA
Molecule: messenger RNA, 573 nt
Organism: Rhizophagus irregularis DAOM 181602=DAOM 197198
Lineage: Eukaryota; Fungi; Glomeromycota; Glomeromycetes; Glomerales; Glomeraceae
Source: RefSeq, a predicted model, not a curated record